Dendronephthya gigantea is the source of this 1282-nucleotide messenger RNA. RefSeq lists its product as uncharacterized. The transcript is spliced from 3 exons. The coding region runs from base 120 to 1145 and encodes 341 amino acids. NCBI's taxonomy places the organism in Eukaryota, Metazoa, Cnidaria, Anthozoa, Malacalcyonacea, Nephtheidae. The record is from RefSeq and is a predicted model, not a curated record.
UUGAAGUUGAAGAAAUUUGCAUCGAAACGGGAAGGCAGCAAUUCGUUAGGGAACGUGUAACAGUUUUACCAGAAUUGACAAGCUUUCCUGCAAUAGCUCAGAAUGAACUACCAGACGAUAUGCAUACAGUUUCUAUCGACCAAUCAGAGGUCAUCGAGUCACGGCAACAAAAAGUCCUGACCAAUGGAUGGAUGGGUGAGGGAUCUAAAUCACUCCGUAUCCCCUCGUGCUCCACAACACCUCCUGUGUCCCCCAACAAUCGGCGUAGAUCCCUUGGCGUACUCAGGACGCCUGCAUGGAGCCUAAGAAUGUAUCGGGAUCCGAACAAAACGGAGUUCAGCCCACGUAGUCCAUCAUCAACGAGGCGAAGAUCUCUUGUGCUUCCUCUGCCUCACGUGCCUGGCGAGAGUAGCCCGUGUUUCCUCAGAAGGAAACCACUGGUAUCCCCUGAUGUAUCAGAGUUAACAACACCCAAAGUUUCGAUGAACUUGAGUAAGUCAGCGGAAGAACUAGACAACUCGUGCGAUGAACGAUUGGACUUGCAGGUUGGAAACACGACACAAAGUGAAGAUAACCAUGGUUUUGACAGCGAACCGAGAGAAAUGAAAACAGACUCUGAAGAAGAGUUUCAAGACUUUCGUCCCCGCUUGCGUAGCCGGUCAUUGGAUGAUUCUUGCACACAAGCGAGAAAGAAUGUUUUGCAAAACUUAAUAGAACGACCACAGAACCCUCCUCGAAAAGACAGGCGAAAGUCGUUCGAAGUUUGGCUGACAGGCAAGGAACAAGAAACCAUCAGAAAACUUCAAAUGUUGACGCUGGAGAAGCAGCGAGCGACCGAGGAAGAAGCCAAGAGGAAGGAACAACGAAAAGGGAAGACGUAUGAGGAAUGGCUUGAUGAUAAAAACAACAUGGCGGUCGUGAAAGACGCCGGUUCGAGUUUUAAAAACGAGGGAAUGAGCAAAGAAGAAAGGCAGUUGAUUGCUAAAAGACGAUACGAAAAGUGGUUGAUGGAAAAGGAGACACUGGAUUUAGAAAAAGAGCGAGAAAUGCUGGAAGAAGCGAAAUUAAAGACAAUUGAAAUGCGAAAAAAAUACGAGGAAAAGAAAAAGAAAAGAAUUAAAGUUUUGAUCAGUUCACCGUUUUAAUGAAAAUGCCGGUCAAACGAUUGAAGAAGAUGAACUGGUAAUGUUAACACGAUGGGCAAGAUAAAGAAUAAUUGAGAUCAUUUUAAUAAUUUAGUUAAAAAGAACUGUUUCCUCAACGCUAAUAUAUGACUUAACAU